Staurois parvus is the source of this 435-nucleotide messenger RNA. Lineage: Eukaryota; Metazoa; Chordata; Amphibia; Anura; Ranidae. The record is from the annotation of a GenBank genome assembly.
GUUCUUCCAGAAUACAAAGAUGCUUUUAGUCUCUUCGAUAAGACUGGAGAUGGUAAAAUCUUCUAUUUCCAGUGCGGUGAUGUCUUGCGAGCUUUGGGACAAAACCCAACAAAUGCAGAAGUCAUGAAAGUUUUGGGAAACCCAAAGAUGGAUGAGAUGAACACCAAGAUGCUAGACUUUGAGCAGUUCCUCCCCAUGUUGCAAACAAUUGCCAAAAACAAGGACCAGUGCACAAUUGAAGACUUCAUUGAGGGUUUGAAAGUGUUUGACAAAGAAGGAAAUGGAUGUGUAAUGGGGGCAGAACUUCGCCAUGUUCUAAUUACUCUAGGAGAAAAGAUGCAAGAGGACGAGGUCGAAAUGCUUUUGCUUGGGCAUGAAAAUGCUAAUGGUGAAAUUAAUUAUGAAGAACUGGUCCGGAUGGUAAUGAAUGGCUGA